AGUUUCCUGCCGCUCACGUUAUUGCUGACAUCAGACUCUGUGGAAAAAAAAAUACUCGCAGUCCAAAUCAUAUAGUCAGAGAAGCAGGAGUCAGGAGAGGAAACUUUGCUUUUGAAGCUUUUGUGUGUGCAACUUUUUUGUUUUUAUUCAGAACACACUGAUUUUUCUUCUUUUUUUUGGAUUACCUGGAGGAGAUUUUAAAAAGAAGGUUGGAUUGGAUUUUCUCGCAGCUCACGCGCGCAGUUUCCGGAUCUUUACUGCUCCAGUGGAUUUUUUUUUUACACUAAUCCUCUUGUAUUUUUCCUCUAGAGACCUGUUUCUUUUUGACCGAUCCAGCGUUUUUUGUCCUUCACAGGAUGAAAAUAGACACAUAAGGCUGAAGCGUCUGUGUUUGCCCGAAGGAGUCGAGCGCCGCAGCUCGAGUUCAACGCGGCCACUUCCUGAUGAUGACAGUAAACAUGGAUGACGGUCUUCACAAUGGGCCCGGACAACACAGGAACAUGCAAGAUGAUGAGGAGGCUCUUAACUCUAUCAUGAAGGAUCUGGCUGCCCUGCGCUGCUGUUACCAGCUCAACAGCGGCACCAGCCACAAACCCAAAAGCAGGACCCCAAGCUACAGACAGGAUUUGCGCGUGAAGCUGGAGCAUGAGCGAGAAAAACGGAUCAUUCCCUUCCAGAGGCCGCUGAAGUUCAGAGAACUUCUGCAGAAAGUGACCGAGGCCUUUGGUCAGCACAUGGACCUUUACUGCCCUGACAGAGAGACGCUGGUAGCUCUAAAGUGUCAGGAGGAUUUGGACCGAGCCCUGUCAAGUUUGAGCUCCAGUUCAGGAACAAAGGGUGUGCUGAGAGUUGUGCUGAAAACUUCUACUAACAACCAUUUCCUGCAGGUGAACAGCAGAGAUAAGCAGAGUGAGAUGAAGUCGUCUCGGUCUCUGGGAGACCUGAAAGGUUCUUUGCUCAAAGGAUCCGAAAGAGUGCGCAAACACUCCACAGGCUCUCUGCACACGGGGAGGAGUUCUCCACCGCCUGGCAGCGUGCCCGAGGAGCAGCAGCAGAUUGCGCGCCAGGGCUCCUACACCAGCAUCCACAGCGAGGGAGAGUUCAUCCCCGAGACGCCAGAUCCCAACGUCAUGGACCCUUUCGGUAGUGCCGACGGUUCCCUCUCUAGCAGCUGCCAGUCCCUGGACAAAGCUCUGGACAGUCCUCCGUUCUCCCAGAACAACCGCGACAACAAUUACCUGAACCUCAACUACGACUAUAAAGGCCGACACGGGAAGCACGGGACUUUCCCACGGCAGUUCCACUUAACCAAUCGCAGCAAGGACUACGGUGACGGUCGUAGCACAUUCCCACGCAGCUUCAUGCCGCAGGAGAACCUGUUCCAGCUGGUGCCGUCGAGCCGCACACGCAGCUACAACGGAGACAGCACACUGCCGUACACCGGGGACCUGCACUCGCUCGGCUGGAGCGAUAAAAGUGGCCAGCGCAGUAGUGCUAAAUCUCCGCGGGCGCCUGUGAACUGGCGUCAAGGGAAGCUGCUGGGCCGCGGAGCCUUCGGCGAGGUUUACCUCUGCUAUGACGCCGACACGGGCCGAGAGCUUGCCGUUAAACAGGUGCCCUUUGACCCCGAUUGUCAGGAGACCAGCAAGGAAGUGAACGCGCUCGAAUGCGAGAUCCAGCUCCUGAAGAACCUCCGUCACGAGCGGAUCGUCCAGUACUACGGCUGCCUGCGCGACCCCGACCAGAGGAAGCUCUCCAUCUUUGUGGAGUUCAUGCCAGGGGGCUCAAUAAAAGAUCAGCUGAAGGCAUACGGCGCUCUGACAGAGAAUGUGACGCGCAGAUACACCAGACAGAUCCUGCAGGGAGUCUUCUACCUCCAUAGCAACAUGAUCGUCCACCGAGAUAUCAAAGGUGCUAACAUUCUGAGGGACUCCUCCGGAAACGUGAAGCUGGGAGACUUCGGCGCCAGCAAACGCAUUCAGACCAUCUGCAUGUCAGGCACAGGCAUUAAAUCAGUCACUGGCACCCCCUACUGGAUGAGUCCUGAAGUGAUCAACGGAGAGGGUUACGGCCGCAAAGCCGACGUCUGGAGUGUAGCUUGCACGGUGGUGGAGAUGCUCACCCAGAAGCCGCCGUGGGCCGAAUACGAAGCGAUGGCGGCCAUCUUUAAAAUCGCCACCCAGCCCACAAAGCCCAAUCUGCCCGAGGGCGUAUCGGACGCGUGCCGGGAUUUCCUACGGCAGGUCUUCGUGGAGGAGAAAUGGCGUCCCACUGCAGAGGUGCUGCUCAGUCACCCGUUCGUCCAGGGCAGCUUCUGAUUCGCUCCGGAGACUGAAAUGCCCGGAGACGCCCCCUGUGCCAGUCCACUCCUGCCCACUAAUGAUCACCACUCUGCCUUGGACCGGGGGAACCCGGCGCCCGUGUUCCAGCUCACUCAGAACAAAGCAGACUCCUCAGCAAGGGCUGUGUAUCUCAGACACUCCCACUGUACACACACACACACAAACACAGAACACACAUAGCACUAAGAAGCUGUUGUUUACAAUGCCAUUCAAACACAAAUAGUGACGUGUCUAAUUGGCAUUGCACGAAUAAUAAAGUAGACAAAGGGAAGGUUUAGGAUUGGCUUGGAUUAGAUUUAUUUAUCUUUUCAGCCAAGCUAAUUGGGUUUUAUCCGCCAUGUAAGAAUGAGGUUUGUGAGGACCGCUGGUCUCUCACUGAUUCAUUAGCGAUAGUGGCUAGAAGGUUGUGAGGUUGUGAGAGAGCCACGACUGGACUCUUAACCCUCAGCUUGCUCAGCUCUAUGCUUGGAUUGGAUUAAUAACGGGUGAAGUUCUCUAGCCAUCUGUUGCGUAUAUGUGAUUACAAACUCGGACGUAAACCCUAUUCAGAUUGGAUUACUUUUACAUGCGGAUAAUAUAAUUAAUAUCAGGGUAUGACCGGUAGAAAUAACACAUCUUGGCCCAGAAUAUAAAAAAGAAACUCCUGCGAAUAUUGCAGAGUUUCCUUGAUUUUGCGUUCAUUUCUGCGAUCGCAAAAUCCUGGAGGGACUGUCUAAUAAUCACACGCGUUACUCCUGGCCACGCCCCCUACAACAAGACCUAACAAUGAUAGUCAGAGCAAUCAGCUUGUAUUAAAAUGAUGCGUAUGUAGCACACUUGACAAUCAUGCGUGCAUCUUUGAUUUAUCCCAUGCGAAUCGGUCCUAACUGCCACAAUCUAUAUAUAUACAGACUAUAUACAGACCGAUUAUCCGGUUUAAUACGUGCGUUUACGGAAAACGAAUCCCGUCUGCAUAGAACGUCAGACACGUUUCCCUGUACUGGGAAUUGAGAAAAAAAAAAACCCGUUUACUCCGAACUCUUAUUAAAGGAAGCCUAAGCAAGGUUGUUGAUUUCCACAAAUAUGCGUUUAAAAUAUGAACCAUACCGUCAGAUCAAUAAUUAUUGGCACCCUUUGGUAAAGACAGGUGAAAACCCUUACGAAAAAAACGAACCGUCUUUGUCAUUAAUUAACUCGUCUCGCACCGCAAACGUGAGUCAAUUGAUUCCGAGAAAACAAACAAAAAAAAACCCGUCUCGCAAUGUAUUCGAGCUCGUUUGAAUUGUUUGCACACCUUGAAAUUCUGAACAUCGCGAACAUAAUGUCAUUUCAGCGUGCUCCCGUUUAUAUUCCCGUGGUGUAGAGCGGCACAGUAAGAAGCACUUCCAGAUUAUUCGCAUAACCGUAAAUUAUUCUGUCUGUAAAAGUACUCGCAUUGUAGUAAGGACAAAAUAUAUAUAUUUAGAGUUUAAAUUUAGUUUAACUCCUUUGACUGGAGUGUUUCCGAGUGUUUAUAAGUGAGUUCUGAGUAAACAGUUGUUCUGGUGGGGAUUUUUUUUUCUUUCUUUUUUUUCUCAGUACAAGGUAACAUGUUGUUUGAGGUAAUCUCACACACACACACACACACACACACACACACUACAGUGGUAAUACAUACAUAGAAAUUACAUUGAAAAAUAACGGAGUUCUCCUUUAAACACAUGGCGCAAAUAUUCAAGAUUAAGAUGUCGGGUUUGCAGAUCGUCAACCAUCGUGAAUAAGAGUUCGUUUUAAGGCUCUCAGCCAAUAAAUAUGGCUUGGUAGGUAGAAAUGCAACAGAAUACAUGUUUACUGCCUUUAAUACUGUAUAUCCAAAUCAACUCCUCCCCCUCCCCCCAGGUGAAAUUUGUUCAUAAUGAAUUUAUUGUCGUUGAUUUCGAGUCCGCACCAACGGCCUGGAGCAAAUCGAUACUGUAAGAUACUCUUUGAGUAAUUUCUCUUAAGCUCACUGUGUGAUGGUUAGAAUCUAACCAAGGGGGGGAAAGGACACCGAGCCGCAUUUGUACGACGACCAAAACAGGUAACUCCAGAGGACCAGAUGUGCGUUUCUUCCACGCGAGUCCGCGCCGUGCUCUCAGCUAAUAAUGAUCAUGGAUUAUUAUUUUUUACUUUUUUUUUUUUUUUUUAAUACAUGGUAUAAGGUUAACAGGACGUUCCGUUAUUCGACGUUCGGAAGUGCUCGUAUUUCAAUCGCUGUCGUGGUCGCGCGUUUAGAUGUGCGGGAUACUCAGCUGAGAUUUGAAGAAGCUUAUUUUUUAUAAAUAUGUGUCAGAGUUUGUAUGCUGAUGUUUGUAUUAUUUGAACACGAGAAUGCUUACUGCAUCUAAGCAAUAGUACCGAGGAAUACUAAAGCGUGACUGAAUCAUCGGUGUUCCUCAUAGGUUCAGUCGUUUAUUCAGACCUGAGCGUAGUCUCAUCGUCGGAAACAACCAAAGAGCACAUUCGCAUACAGUACGCAGCUAUAUCUGGAGGUUAGGUCUGUUUUUACAAUUAUUACAAUUAUGGGUCUGACUGGAGCGAUAUUGGUAUGGAGGUAUAAUAGCAUUUAACAGUCAGUCAUUUCCUUGUGCAGUGCUGCAGGAUGUCACCUGUUUUUCACAAUAACUAUAAUUGCUAUUAUACACGUAGGCUGUCUGAGUCCAUUACCUGAAAAUGCUGAAAAAUACUUGCUUUAAACUUAGUCUGUUGUGAAGUGCUUGGACCCCUUAAUCACUGCUCGCAGCUAUAUUUUUAUCUUAGCACCUUUGUGCCAGUGUUAUGGCAUUUAUUGUCAUAAUUAGUGACCGUAACGUAUCAAAAAAAAAAAACAACCAUUAUAAUGGUUUGUGCAAGGAGCAUAUCAUAAUUAUUCACACCCCUUUCUCCCGUAAUCGUAUUAUACCAGAGGAAAUGUGGUAUUAUUAGGAAGUUUUUGUUUUUAAAAUAAAGAAAAAGAGGCUUGACAUCCUUCAGUGAAGAUUCCGUCAUCAGUGUUUUGUAGGAAUCAGAAAGAUUUGUCGCUGCAGUACUUUUUUUUGUUUCUAUACAGACGCACAAUGUCCUCCAGUUUAUUGGUCACCGUGACCUGUGCCUUCUCCGUAGGAGCUAUACCGUUUUCUUUUUUAUUAUUAUUAUUUUUUUAAAAUGAUGGAAAUGACCACAGUUGUUUUUAAUGGUGCGUUCAUUCGUCCUUGUUAAAGACCGUGAGUGAUGCUGUAUUAUAUAUAUUUUUUUGGACAUACAGACUUGCUAAGGUGAUAAAGAUUGUAUUGUAAGUACAGAGCUUAUAGGAAGCUAGACACCUUUGAAAAUCAGCAAAGCCUGAGCCUGGGGUUUAAACAUUUUCCAUUGAUUAUACGGCAAAGGACUUUAAGUUUAAACGUAAAAUUCUUAAAAAAUUAAAGCGGCGGUUUGUAAUUUUUCAUGGUGCUGCCUGUGAGGGAAAUUAUAACUGCAAUGAAAACAUUAGCAAGACUUCGUGUCAUACCGUAAACAACCCCCACCCCUGUGCUGAAACUAUAUAUACACCUAUUGGGUUUUCUUUUUCUGUGUAAACCUCCUAGGUAAUAGUGGUGCAUCUGAGAUGAUCGUUUUUUGAGGGUGGGGGCGGGGCUAAAGCCAGAAAUCUCUGGGUCAGAAAAGUGUAAGCUUAAAAUAAUUAAUCUAGCCAAAUCUGUUGCAUAAUAAUCUCACACAUUUUGUCCAAAGUAUCUUUGAAAUCGUUUUCAUUUGUGUGAUUAUUACAGAUAUAGAGGCACUUUUCAACACGACAAACUUGACCUUUAAUGUAAAAAAGUAAUAAUAAUAAUGAUGAUGUACCAGGACAGGUAUGAAACACCUGAUACACUCCGACGACGUCUGUGCCUUACACACGUUAGGAAGAAAAUAGAAGGAAGAGAAACGUGGAUGUAUCUGAGGUUUGCUUUAGAAAACAGUGUUAAAAUUCUGCCACUUCAACCGUUUGACCAAGUGCCAGAUUGGAAAAUCUGAACCGAACCUCAUGAAAGGGUGUCUACGUUUUCCGUAAGCAUUGUACAGAUUGUACUGCACUUUUUACAAGAUGUUUUAUUAUAUUCCAAAUACUUAAGUCAUGAUAUUACCGGAACUUGUAGAGCUGGAUUUUUGUUUUGUUUUUUUUUCUGAGUAAAUGAUGAAAUGACCUCCAAGGUUUUUGAAGGAGGCUAGGAAUGAACAAUUCUUUAUUGCCUUUAUGAUAAAACCAGAAAACAUUUAUUCUGAAAGUGAUUUUGUACAUUGGAAUAAAUAAAGGAAAGAUUUAAAUAAAUAAAUAAAUAAAUAAAUAAAUAA
Messenger RNA from Ictalurus punctatus (channel catfish), 6647 nucleotides. RefSeq names its product mitogen-activated protein kinase kinase kinase 22 (gene map3k22). The record is from RefSeq and is a predicted model, not a curated record. Bases 444 to 2318 code for a protein of 624 amino acids. NCBI's taxonomy places the organism in Eukaryota, Metazoa, Chordata, Actinopteri, Siluriformes, Ictaluridae. Gene Ontology annotation, biological process: protein phosphorylation. Gene Ontology annotation, molecular function: protein binding; protein kinase activity; ATP binding. The transcript is spliced from 18 exons.